Messenger RNA from Amblyraja radiata (thorny skate), 1480 nucleotides. Its product is annotated as tissue-type plasminogen activator-like. Gene Ontology annotation, molecular function: serine-type endopeptidase activity. The transcript has 9 exons. Lineage: Eukaryota; Metazoa; Chordata; Chondrichthyes; Rajiformes; Rajidae. Gene Ontology annotation, biological process: regulation of cell adhesion mediated by integrin; plasminogen activation. The coding region runs from base 49 to 1191 and encodes 380 amino acids. The record is from RefSeq and is a predicted model, not a curated record.
CUUUCUUUGCAGAGAUACAAAAAGUGAGGUUUGAGAGAAACUGAAGAAAUGAAGAUCCUGGUUUUACCUUUACUGUUGUCACUCAGUAUUGGCACUGAAAUGUCUCGCUGGCAUUAUGGAAGAAAGCACACUUCAAGCAGGGCAGAUGCUAAAUCCCAGUGCAUUACUGAGAGUGGAAAAAAUUACAGGGGCACAAGAGAUUACACAGUAUCUGGCUUUGAAUGCUUGAGAUGGGAUUCAGCUGCUGUUCUUGAAAGGAAAUACAAUGCAAUGAGAUCAGACGCAUUGGAACUGGGUCUUGGGCCUCACAAUUAUUGCCGGAAUCCAGAUGGCGACAGCAAGCCUUGGUGUUAUGUUCAAAGGAAAAAGAACUGGGAAUUCUGUGAUAUUCCACAAUGUCAAAAAAAAAUCAAGUCAAAGUGUGGUCAAAGACAGCAUAAAAUUCAUAAGAUUGUUGGAGGAGCUCGAACCACAAUUGAUUCUCACCCUUGGCAAGCAGCACUCUACGUUAUUGGAAAACGAUCCAAUGAACCCAUUUUUCAAUGUGGAGGAAGUCUGAUCAACUCUUGCUGGGUUUUGACAGCUGCACACUGUAUUAAAACCAAUGCUUCCCCUACAGACUAUAUGGUAUUACUGGGAAAACAUUCAAUAAAUGAAUAUGCAAAAGAUGAUCAAAACUUUCUUGUCAAAAAGAUAAUUAUGCACCAAAAUUUCAACAAACAUACAUACGACAAUGACAUCGCGCUGUUAAAUUUGAGAUCUCAAUCAGGAACGUGUGCAAAGGAGAUUCAAUUUGCACAACCUAUCUGUCUGCCUUCUAAUCACCUAAGAUUUCCAGAUAACACUCAGUGUGAAAUUUCUGGUUAUGGCAGAGAAGAAGCAUUUUCUCCUUUCUUCUCCAAAUUCCUGAAAGAGGGAACAGUGCGCUUACUUUCACAGCGAUUAUGCAGGUCCUCACGAUAUUAUGGAAACAAAGUGACUGAAAACAUGUUGUGUGCUGCACACCCUGACUGGAACAUAGAUUCUUGUAAUGGAGAUUCUGGUGGACCUCUGGUAUGUGAAAACAAUGGACAAAUGUACCUUUAUGGAAUAAUCAGCUGGGGUGAAGAGUGCGCCAAGAAGUAUAAGCCUGGAAUUUACACAAGAGUUACCAACUAUAUACAGUGGAUUGAAGAAAACAUGGCUGCCUAAUUUGUGGCAUUUUAAAUAAUUUCCAGUAAUAUUUGGCUUGAAUAAUAAUUUCAUCCAAUUUGCCUUGUCUUACUCCUAAUAUAUAUCAAUGUGGAUAAAGUUUUGAAAGGUUAAUAUUGCAUUUCACAGCUGCAAAAGCUUUCAAUGUUUGUCUGCAUCAGACAGCUUAUUUCUUUUUAUAUUUAUUAUUUAAUAUAGAUUUUUUUUUUAAAGUUAACAAAUCCUCUGAGAAGGUGAAAUAUUAAUUUACAUUGAUCUUGUUUCAUUAAUAAAGUAGUUUCAAGAUGGC